Cryphonectria parasitica EP155 is the source of this 1701-nucleotide messenger RNA. Its product is annotated as PAP1-domain-containing protein. Gene Ontology annotation, cellular component: RNA polymerase II transcription regulator complex. Gene Ontology annotation, molecular function: DNA-binding transcription activator activity, RNA polymerase II-specific; transcription cis-regulatory region binding. The annotation marks the transcript as partial. The record is from RefSeq and is a predicted model, not a curated record. NCBI's taxonomy places the organism in Eukaryota, Fungi, Ascomycota, Sordariomycetes, Diaporthales, Cryphonectriaceae. The transcript is spliced from 4 exons.
AUGGCCUCGACAGGAAACCCUCUCGCCGAUUUCAUCCUUACCCCUCAGCAGCAGAGUCUGCUCUUCGCCGCCCUCAACUCUAACAGGCAGUCCACCGACUCUCCUGUCAGUGGAGGCGCUGCCAACAUGUCUCCCACGUCCCUCACCACCUCGCCUGCCCAGAGGAACGGCCUGGGCGGCUUCCAGAACGAGAGCCCUUUUCUCGACUACGAUUACGAUUUCAGUGGCGACACCAGCUAUGACUUUAGCUUUGCCGACAACUCCCAGCCCAAGAUGAUUGGCGAUCUGCCUGGUGGCUCCAACAGCAGCCCAGAUCCCUCAGCCAAGGCUGGCUCAGACAACAACGACACCGAGAAGCGGAGUCAUCCGGAUGAGGACAAUGAGGAGGACGAGGGAAAUGCGAAGAGGCAGGAGACUGGUGACAAGGCCCCCAAGAAGCCUGGUCGCAAGCCCCUCACAACAGAGCCGACCUCGAAACGGAAGGCACAGAACAGAGCCGCUCAGCGGGCAUUCCGGGAGCGCAAGGAGAAGCACCUCAAGGAUCUCGAGGACAAGGUCGCAGAGCUGGAGAAGGCCUCCCAGUCGGCGAACCAGGAGAACUCGCAGCUGCGUGCUCAAGUCGAGAAGAUGACCACCGAGCUGAACCAGUAUAAGAAAAAGUUGUCUGUCAUGGCCACCCACCGCAAUUCCAAUCCCUCCGGCGGCGGCCGUCCUCUCUUUGGAAAUGCUGUCAUCAGCAACCUGAACGAUGUCAAUUUCCAGUUCGAGUUCCCCAAGUUUGGUCAGCUGCCUGGUCCUACACCGUCACCCAGCACCAAGGCCUCCUUGAAUGGACGCCCCUCCGCUUCGCCACGGUCUACUCGGAGCCCAAGCGAGCACGUCAGUCCCUUGGAUAAUUCUGGCAGGCAGGGUUCCAUGGUUGGCGCCAGCCAGACCAGCGGCAGCGGUCUAGACGCGCAGACGAAGGAGGAUCUGGCCAAGUUCUCGGGCAUCUUCAGCCCUCCACUAACCAACAACAAUGUGGCCUCAGCGGCCAGGGGCAGUACGGAUUCGCACACCAGCGGGGCUGCCACGAACGAAUCAUCACCGUCGAGCUCCUCUAACUCGAACGGCGGUCCGAGCUCCUCGUGUGGCACGUCUCCUGAACCUAGCACCAAUAACCAGUCGCCUACGGGCUUCAAGCUAGACAUCAUGUCGACCAUUGGUGAGGAGAGCCAUCCUUCUCUUGCCAACACAAACCAAGAUUUUGGUCACUUUGCAAACAUCGACAUGAACGACAUGAAUUUCCUUGCAAACACGAAUAAUUUCCAAUUUGACCCACAGCUCUUUGGAAACUACCGUGAGCCUCAGGAUAACGUCCUUAGCACCGGCUUUGACGACAGCUUCUUCAAUGACGCCUUUGACAUUGACUUUACGACGCCGUAUUUUGCGCCUAGCCCGAACCCACCAAAGAAGGAUCUUAUGGCCCGGAUCGAUGCUGCGAAGAAUGAUGAUCGGACCGAACUGGUGCAGACACAGGACGGUCAGUUCUUGACCUGUAAUAAGAUAUGGUACAAAUUGCAAAAUUGUCCCAGCGUCCAGAGCGGCGACUUUGAUCUGGACGGUCUUUGCUCUGACCUGCAGAAGAAGGCCAGAUGCUCAGGGUCUGGUGCCGUGGUCGAUGAAACGACGUUCAAGGAUGUCAUGAAGAAAUACUUGGGC